AAAUUAAAUGAUUUUCAUGGAUUUGUUGCUCACUAAUACAUUAUUGAAAAGAUUGCAUGUAAGAGCUUUAUGUGAAAGAAUGUGACCACUCUUUCAUUUGUUGAAUUCCAAAAUUGCGUUGUCUUGAACCUAAUGCCUUGCUAAGGAGAAAAGCUGAUAAAUCAUCAUAUUUUUCGCAAUAAAAUUGGCUACAAAAAGAAAGGUUUGACUUUUGAAAGAUCCAUAAUCCGAACUUGCAACAUACAACAUGUCUCGAUGGAAUCGAGAAUCAUGAAAUAAUAAAUUCCCCAAUACAUCUGUUUAGAAAUUUUUAAUUAAGCUAUAAUUUUUAUUAUUUAUUAUUGCAUAUGAGUGAGUAUUGUUACUGACAUAUAAAAAGGAAUUUUAUUCUUAUGACCCAUACCAUAAAACAUUCUUCCAAAAAUUGAAUUCAAAAUUUUCCCUUUUGAUUAACAUAAUGAAGAAACUUCUGUUUUGACAUAUAUGGACAACGGCAUUUAAAUUGUGUCCAUCAUGAAAAUUUUAUUGGCAAAUUAGAAUUCAAGAGUUGUCUCGUGCUUGUGUCAUAUAGAAAUAAAUGUUUCAAAAACGGAAUUUUCUCAUUGCCCACCUAAUGACAAAACCAUACGCUUGAAAAUUUUGUGAUAUUUUCUCAGCUCCCGAAUUUAAAGAAAUGUUUACUGGUGCAUACUAAAGAGAAAACACUUACAUAUGACACUUGUAGUAAAGAAAUUUUUCAACAAUCACAUUUAAAAAUUUAUUUAAUGUCGCGUACGAACGAGAAAUCCUACCCUUGCGACUUCUGCAACAAAGAAUUUUCCGUGAUUUCCAAAUUCAAAAGACAUUUACGGACGCAUACGGGAGAGAAACCAUAUACAUGCGUGUUUUGCAAGAAAGCCUUUACCCAGAAUGGGAAUUUAAAAGUUCAUUUACGUAUACAUACCGGUGAGAAACACUAUACCUGUGACAUUUGUAGCAAACCCUUUACCGAUAAGAGGUGUUUUAAAAGACAUUUAGAUACGCAUACCGGUGGGAAACCGUAUACCUGUGACAUUUGUAGCAAAACCUUUACGGAUAAGGGAAGUUUCAAAAUACAUUUACGAGCACAUCCACAAAAGAAACUGUAUACAUGCGAGUUCUGUAAAAAAGCCUUUUCUCGGAUCUCGAGUUUAAAAUUACAUUUGCGUCUGCAUACGGGAGAGAAACCGUAUGCCUGUGACAUUUGUAACAAGUCCUUUUCGCUUAAGGGAACUGUCAAAAGACAUUUACUGACGCAUACGGGGGAGAAACCAUAUUUAUGUGAAGUUUGUAACAAAUCCUUUUCGCUUCGGGUGACUUUGCAAAUACAUUUACGUACGCAUACGGGGGAGAAACCGUAUGCAUGUGAAUUUUGUAAUAAAUUGUUUUCGCAUAGGUGUCAUUUAAAAGUGCAUUUACGUACGCAUACGGGAGAGAAACCAUAUUCAUGCCAGUUUUGCGAGAAAGCCUUUUCCAGGAAGGGGAAUUUAAAAGCGCAUUUAUGUACGUAUGCCGGUCAGAAACCAUAUUCAUGCGAGUUUUGCGAGAAAGCCUUUAUCAGGAAGGAGAAUUUAAAAGUGCAUUUAUGUACGCAUACCGGUGAGAAACACUAUACCUGUGACAUUUGUAGCAAACCCUUUACGGAUAAGAGGUGUUUUAAAAGGCAUUUAGAUACGCAUACCGGUGAGAAACCGUAUACCUGUGACAUUUGUAGCAAACCCUUUACGGAUAAGAGUUGUUUUAAAAGACAUUUACGAGCACAUACACAAGAGAAACUGUAUACAUGCGAGUUCUGCAAAAAAGCCUUUUCCCAGAACUGGCGUUUAAAAGUACAUUUGCGUCUGCAUACAGGAGAGAAACCGUAUACCUGUGACAUUUGUAACAAGUCCUUUUCGGUUAAGGGGGCUGUCAAAAGACAUUUACUGGCGCAUACGGGGGAGAAACCAUAUUUAUGUGAAUUUUGUAACAAACCCUUUUCGGAAAAUUGGCGUUUGAAUAGUCAUUUACGUACGCAUACUACAGAGAAAACGUAAACAUGUGAAUUUUUAUUCUCAGCAGCCUAAACUCAUUGACUGACGCAUACGAAUGAUAAAUUCCAUGUUUGGAAAUUUUGUAACAAAGCCUUUAAUGCAUUUAGUUUAAAAUUAUAUUUGCGAAUACAUAUGAUAAAGAAACCGUAUGUUUGUGAAAUUUGCAGUAAAAGGUUUUCUGAGCGGCAUGGAUUAAACUUGCAUCUCAUGAUCGAUUUGGAAAAGAAAUAGUAUGCAUGCGACAUGUGCAGUAAACCAUUUUUUUCAGCAUUCUGAUUUAAACAUACAUCUGAGGGCGGAUAUGAAAGUGAAACCGCAUGCAUAUGACAUCUGUAAAUAUACAUUUUCUUGUAUAUAAAAUUUAAAAGUUCAUUUUCGAAUGCAUACGAAAAAGAAACCGUAUUCAUGUGAAUUUUGUAAUAUAAGAUAUUUUCAUUCUAUUUCUUUAAUGCAUUUGCCAAAUAUCAUAGAAAAUGAAUGAAUAUACAGAUCUGAUGUUGAACGCUUAUUAAUGGGUGAACUUCAUUUUAAAGAGAAAGACUUAUAAUAAUGAUUUUUUUUUUUUAGCAAGUUAAUGUUUCAGAAAACAUAGGCAAAAAAAUAAAUAAAUAAAGGCUAUUUAUUUUAUUCAUAUAUAUUGAAAUAAUCUCUUCUAGAAAUUCUGUUUUGUAUGACACAAUGCAUGCUUACUGUUAUUAUGCAGGGUAAUUCGUAUACUUAAAUAAAUAUUUCAACCAUUCAGGGCUAUUGAAGUAAAAAAAACAAAGUGAAAUCUUGUUGUUCAUCCGAAAUUAUAAAUAACAAUUAAAAAAUUAACACAGUAAUAAAUGUUCAGUAGAAGCACUUCCAAAAAUAUGAACAAUAUCAAGGCGAUACGAUUACUCAUCCCAUAUCCUUUUAGUUUCUCCAAUAUCACGCUUUGAAAGUCUGAAGAUAUGCACGUUUUAAGUUUAUGAACAUCAUUUUUUAACGGAGGGGGGACAAACACCUGCAAUUUGCUGUAGCCGCAAGAGAAAAAAGAAUCAAGUGUCACCCGACACGCAUAUUCGCUACCUUUCAACGCUUCACACCGGGUAUGCAGAGAAGUGUGGAUGUGUUAUCGUACUUCGAUAUCCUUCGCGUUUCCCGACUGACUCGCAUUGAACUCUUUUAACUGCUUCGAAUUUAAAUUUUCACUUGUUAUUUUUGAUAAAUAAGAAGAUUGUUUUCUAUUAACAGACCGGGAAAUUUAGGAUAUUCUUGUGUAAAUCACUUUAUAUUCCGUGAAACAUGUAAAUGAAUAUUUAUGUCUUAAUUACUUAUUUCAUGGGAAGUCAGCUUAUCCAUGUGAUCAUGUUUCAUACACAUGCUUUAAUAUGUUUCUAAUAAAAAUUUGUAUUUUAUUGAAAAGUAUUGCAAAUUAAAGUACUUUUCUUUUGCUAUUGUGUGUUCCUAUAAAUGUAUAAUUUUUGUGACAUUUUGUACCUUUUUAAAGUUUCAAAUUUGUGAUUUAUUAUUAGAAAUAUAAAAUGUAAUAUGCAGAAGUGUGACUUUGUACGGAUGUGUUUCAAUUAUGGAAUUUAUAUAACAUGUUUUCUUGCUUUAAAUUUGCAUCUUAUAUUGAACCAUUUUGUAUCGAAUAGUUCUAAAUUUUCCCUUAAAUUUCGAAUAUAAAAUUUUGAUUAAAAAAUUAAAAUUUAGAAUGGUCUGUGCUUCAUUGUGCAUUUGAUUUUUGAUAAUGUAAUGAUAUAACUAUUAG
This is a messenger RNA of Argiope bruennichi, 3786 nucleotides long. RefSeq names its product zinc finger protein 569-like. Gene Ontology annotation, biological process: central nervous system development; regulation of transcription by RNA polymerase II. Gene Ontology annotation, molecular function: RNA polymerase II cis-regulatory region sequence-specific DNA binding; DNA-binding transcription factor activity, RNA polymerase II-specific. The record is from RefSeq and is a predicted model, not a curated record. The transcript has 3 exons. Lineage: Eukaryota; Metazoa; Arthropoda; Arachnida; Araneae; Araneidae. Gene Ontology annotation, cellular component: nucleus. Bases 765 to 2051 code for a protein of 428 amino acids.